Molecule: messenger RNA, 1824 nt
Organism: Struthio camelus australis
Lineage: Eukaryota; Metazoa; Chordata; Aves; Struthioniformes; Struthionidae
Source: RefSeq, a predicted model, not a curated record
GGCUCCUAUUUUUCUUUUCCAGUUCUUCGGAGAGCUGAAAAAUGUCUGGCUUUCUUGAGAGCUUGAGGUGCUCGGAGUGCGUGGACUGGGGAGAAAAACGGAACACGAUCGCUUCUGUUGCUGCAGGAGUGCUAUUUUUUACAGGUUGGUGGAUAAUCAUAGAUGCGGCUGUAAAAUACCCUGAAGCGGAAGAAUUCAACCAUUCGUACCAUGCUUGUGGGGUUAUAGCCACUAUUGCAUUCCUAAUGAUCAAUGCAGUGUCUAACGGACAAGUUCGGGGUGACAGUUACAGUGAAGGCUGUCUAGGACAAACAGGUGCACGGAUUUGGCUAUUCAUCGGUUUUAUGAUGGCUUUUGGAUCUCUGAUCGCUUCCAUGUGGAUCCUUUUUGGAGGCUAUGUUGUCAAAGAAAAAGCAGUAGUAUACCCAGGAAUAGCUGUGUUUUUCCAGAAUGCAUUCAUCUUUUUUGGAGGACUGGUCUUCAAAUUUGGUCGCACGGAAGAUUUGUGGCAGUGAACACAGCUGUGGAAGCGCAUUGGCCCUGUCAUUUUUUUAACUGCACACGCCCAAAAUUUUGUAAAACUUGUUUUGUAAACAGUAACCUUCAAUUGUGUCUAAAGAUAAAAACAGGAAAAUUUAAAUCACAGUGCUAACAAUUCUGCUUCUAUUCUGUUUAAAAUACUUUUUUUUUUACUCUUGUAUGUUGAUUUAAAUGUUGUAAUGUUUUUGACAAAUGUAAAAUUGAUACAAGUAACAAUGGAAGUCACUUUUAUGAUUAUGAAGUUUGCUACAAGUAAGUAGUACAGUAGAGAAAGGUUGUAUUUAACCAGCUAUUUCUAUGAUGUUAUUUGCAAUCCCAAACUGUUACUAAAAAUACUUUAAAACAACUUUUUAACAUUUAUUUAUUAAAUAUUUCCUAUAUCUGGACACUAAACACUUCAAUUUCAAAAUUUACCUGUGUGUGGCUUUUCUUGCAUAACAUGGAAUUAUGCUGCUUUUUCCCCUUGAAUAUUUUCUUUGGCCUGUGGUGAUAUUGCGGAAGUCUCUGGACAGUUCAACUUUCUGUUGCUGUGGAUGAUGUUGUAGAGGCACAAAUACGAAUUACGUACCUGCGCUAGAUGGAAGUAGCCCCUUCACAAAAUUUGUUCUAAACUCUGUUUUAACCCCUGCAAAACAAGGGACUGAUGCUCCUUCAGAUGAUAGCUAGAGCAGGGACAGUCAUGAUCAGGGAGAAUUUUGAUCCUGCAGCUCUUCCUGUAUCUCACAGUUCAAGUGCAUAUGUUAUCUACCUCUUCCUAUAUGUGUAUUGAGGGGGCUAGUUGCUUAAGAAAGUGCUGACAAAAGAGAUGCGACAGAGUGGGGGAAAGAGAAGGAAUAAAAUACUAUUCCUUAAAAGCAGCACCACUGCUAGAAGUCAUCAGAAGCAAUUUGUGUUACAGAAGUUGUGUUCAUUUGGUUACUAGAAAGCAAGAAACUGAAGUACACCAUUUGAACCUGGAUUUGAACAUUACAACGUUAGUAGCAUGUUAGGUGUGAGAUAAUGCAAACAUACAAAUGUGUAUACAGGCUCAAUGUCACGGUAUCAGCUGUUGACAUAAUGGAACUAUGGCAUCUCCUUGGCAAGAAACUCUUCAUUACAGUUAAUGGAAGUGUGAGAAGGGUUGCAAGCAACCAUCUCCUUUUCUUAAUCCCCAAUGAACUGAGGUCAGCAUGCAUUACUGUAGCGAGCAUCAAAGUAUUUAUCCUUUAUCGUCAGUAUUACAUGUUUCUCAUAACUUCAUUUUUAAGCAAGUGUGCUCAAUAAAUAAAAACAAUCGAAUCUUGA